AUGUCAAACAAUAUACUUUUGUCCAUAGUGGAGGAGAAAAGAUGUAUUCAUUGGGUGAGUUGGGAUGAUGUUUGUCUUCCGGUGGAUAAAGGUGGUUUAGGCUUGAAGAAAUUAGAGGUUUUUAAUUUGGCUCUUCUCGAUAAGUGGAAGUGGAGAAUUUUUGAGGAUUCAAAUUCUAUUUGGUAUAGGAUGCUUAAGGCUCGCUACGGCGAUAUUAAGCUUCAGAUGAUGGUUGAAGGAGGAAAGCAUGAUAAUUAUAGUUCGAAAUUUGUUUGGUGGGCGGAUAUUUUGUCUUUAGAGAAGAGAGUUUUCGGGGAUUUUUUUGCGAACAAUUGCUCUUUUGGUAUUGGAGAUGGCUAUUCGACUUCCUUUUGGCAUUCUUUAUGGAUGAAGGAAGGAAUUAUUAAGUCAUUAUUUCCGUCUUUAUUUACUAUUUCUUCUUUACAAGAUGUUUCCGUAGCUUGCAUGGGAGCGCGGGAUGAAGGUGAGUGA
Vicia villosa (hairy vetch) is the source of this 492-nucleotide messenger RNA. RefSeq lists its product as uncharacterized. The coding region runs from base 1 to 492 and encodes 163 amino acids. Lineage: Eukaryota; Viridiplantae; Streptophyta; Magnoliopsida; Fabales; Fabaceae. The record is from RefSeq and is a predicted model, not a curated record. The transcript has a single exon.